AUGAACAAUCAAGUAGAUAUAAAAACUAUUAAUGUUUAUGUACCCUACAUUGAAAUUUAUCUUCAGUUGGAAAUUUAGAUCAACAAUAAGCUUUAAUAAUUGGCUUAUCUUAUACAAUAAGUUACAGGAAAUGAUAAUGAAAUGAAUAUAUUUAGGUAAUACUUUUAAUCUAAAAUUUGAUUUAAAUUUAGAGGAGAGUUGCUUGGAAUGAAUCAAAUUAUAUCUGAAAUACAAGGAAUUUCAUAUGGUGAUCCAAAAUGUUAUUUAACAGCAUAUGCUGAAAUGACUGGUGCAUGA
Molecule: messenger RNA, 297 nt
Organism: Paramecium sonneborni
Lineage: Eukaryota; Ciliophora; Oligohymenophorea; Peniculida; Parameciidae
Source: the annotation of a GenBank genome assembly